GACUUGUUCCACUAAGAUGCCUCGAAGACAGCGUGAAUUCAUUGGCAUCGCAGCAUGUGAGGAACGAGUUUCUGAUUCAAAGUUGGGAUAGAUAGCGACUCGCCAGACGCAGGCGACCAUCACUCAGCUUGACCCGGAAGUCAUCGCCAAACGAACAAAACGGCACUUGGAUGAGCUAGAGCGUUCCAACUACACUGAACCCUCUUCUUCCACCUUUCCCGGCCUUGAUGAGGUUGAAGAGGAGAUGGGUAGCCGCACCGUGAAGGGUCGUGCGCGCCAAACCAUUUCGGACAAGCGUGAGUGGCCAGGGUUGAAGAAGAAAAAGUCAACAAUGAACGUGCGGACGGCAAUUCUGUACAAGAAGAACCUAGCCACACUCAUCGACGAGUCUGGUAUAGCGAACUGCCCUGCGAAUAUCAGAACAUACCUCAACGCUGUCGCUCCGCCUCCUCGCGAGCCACCGCGCCUUCUGUGCUCCGUGUGCGGAUAUUGGGGAAAAUACAAAUGCAAGAGGUGUGCGAUGCCAUAUUGCGACAUGAAUUGCGAAGCAAUACACAAUGAGACGCGAUGCGAACGCAGGGUCAUCUGAUUGAUCUCGUUUCAAACUCUUGAUGGCAAGCAGGCUGCCAUUGAUAUGCUCGGAGCAAUCGCGGAACCACUCUCAGACUCUCUUCCUUGUAUCAUUCGUAUUACCAUUGUCGUCCUAUUGGUUACAUGUAAAAUACAACUGUGUACGAUAGAAACGUCACAACGUUUAGGGUUAAAACAGUGAUGGUGUCCAUGCAAUAGAGCUUUACAAUGUCAGAAGCUGCACUAGCAUUACGAGGCGAAGUUGUACUUUGCCCUCGCCCGCCACUCCACGAAACUAGGCGCUAGCCAAUACAGAAGAUGACCAAACCUACCAAAGACAUACGGCAUGAAGACAUGCUUUUCGCCGGCAUCCACUGCCCUCACAGAUCUCUUUGCCACAGCUUCAGGCCUCAGUCCGACCUUAUUCGGAUCCACUUCACGUACUACUCC
Laetiporus sulphureus 93-53 is the source of this 1020-nucleotide messenger RNA. RefSeq lists its product as uncharacterized. Gene Ontology annotation, biological process: chromatin remodeling. Gene Ontology annotation, cellular component: Swr1 complex. Lineage: Eukaryota; Fungi; Basidiomycota; Agaricomycetes; Polyporales; Laetiporaceae. The record is from RefSeq and is a predicted model, not a curated record. The transcript has 3 exons. Gene Ontology annotation, molecular function: nucleosome binding. Bases 245 to 589 code for a protein of 114 amino acids.